UCCAUUGUUUACUCCAUUUAGACUUUUCAACUUUUGUUCAAAUCCCUUCACUUGAUUUAAGCCAUUUAACGGUUCUUCAUGUCUUAACCUAUGUGGCUUUAUAAAAAAAUAUUUUCAACCUCACUUUGUACUACAGCACUCACCGCAUUUUCUGCAGGAAAUGCAUUUUCUAGUUCCAAAAUGUUAUCCUUCCGGGCAGCAGGAUGAACUUCAAGACAGAUAAAUCCCUUGAAUCAGGAGUAGCGCUACGUCAAUCAGUUGGUAAAAAUUAUUUAGUGAUGUUACUGGAUUACUGGAUUUUAAAUGAGUAUUCGAGCAUAAGCGAGUAUUGUCGCUUCAACUCGCUAAUGAUCAUAACUGCUGAUAGGAAAUUCAAGUAGGAGGAUCUAGAAACUAGACAGUUAAUUCUGAGCAGGUUGAUACAUUUGAACAAUACCCUCAAAAACUGGAACUGGAACUAAUUGCAGUCAUUACUAAUUAGUUAAUUAGUAAUAAGCAGUUAAUUACAUUAGGCAAGAAUUGGCCAAUGGCAGUUACAUAGCCCACAGACAAAAUAGCCCACGGAAAAACAAACAAGGCUUAAACUACCAAACCAGCCCCUGAAUCAAUAGCAAUAUUCAGGGUUAAGUGGUGGAUUACUUAGGUUUAUAUCACUAACGCACACAAUAAAAUAAUGCCCAAUACCUGUAAAGGAGAGUAUUGUCGCUUUAACGAGGCUUCCACUGAAACCCUUCCGCUGAGUACGGGCAAGCUGAUUGGCUCCUUGCUGGCCAAUACGGAAGCUAACAAUUAACGUGAAAAAUAAUAAACACAAACAGGUAGCAUUGAGAUCGCAGGGGACUUGAUUUAAAUGUAGUUUGUUUUCCAAAGAGGUCUUUCAAUCGCCACAAGAUCCUGUAGGGUUUUUCAUUUUGAAAUAAUAUAAUGUCAACACGUUUGAAGCACUUUACACGCUUAAGAAAUGUGCUAUGUAAACUAAUGUCGCAUUUCUACAACUGCAGUUCAUAUCGUUGAACACACGAUGACGCCAUCGCUUAAGUAAUAUGUUUUCCGCCACGGCAUCGUCCACAAUAGAUAUUAAAACUGUAGUGCAGAACAAUGCUUGACCUUCGAAGCAGCCCAUAGUUGAAAACUAAAUUGGGUCUGUGCUGUACGAUAGAUUGCAUGAAAUACGUAUACUUUACAAUAUUUAAUUAGUCUGGUUGAUCAUAAUUAAUAUCCAUUGUCAACUGUGGAAUUAAGGGUAAAUGAUGAUAAUAAUGUGGACAACCAAGAAUUUCUUUGGAUUUGGAUUCUGCAUUGAAUUUGUCAUAAUUUUAAAACGUCGUAUUAGUUUUACUUUUAGAAUGUUAAAAAGUUAACAUAACCCAGCCCUAACAUUAGAAGUUAUGGCCACAAUAAUAAAACAGCAUAUUGACUCUGCUUUGUAUCACUACUGUGUUGUAGUCUUAUUGAAGUUAUGGAAUAUUAAUAUUAUACUGACUACCUAAUUUCAUUAAUGCACCAUGGCACUUCUGGUUGGAUGCUAAACUGCCUUUUUUGGUAGACCUACUUGUGCAAUGACAAUACAGUUAAAACUAUUCUAAUAUAGAACAUGAAUUAUUGGCUUUCUGUGAUUGAAAUUAAGUGAUAUGGUUUAAAUAAAACAGCUUAAUGUUCCAUGUGGUGCAAAUUGUGCAUUAUCCUCGACUUACAUACAGACACAGUACAAGUGAAGUCAAUUAAAUGUGUCAAGAAUUAUGACACAUUAUCAUAAUAAAAACAUUUGAAGGGUUAAAGUAUGUUGACGCCCUUCUUAAACAAACUUCAAAGCUCCGACACCAUGACGCUGAGGGGGGUCUGGGGGAAGUUGAUUCUGAAAGGGAGAAGUUUUGGCGCGCAGACGUUGGCGUGUCCAAAGGCGCAGAGGCAGAUAAAUGCGCAUUCAAGACAAUCCCAGUGUCGAACCGGAACGCCAGGGAGCAGCGCUUUAGCCUCGUCGCUGGGAUUUCGAGGUAUUUGUGAGCAGCAUCGAGCAGCCUACUAUGAAAAUCAGUGCAAAGUCAUCUUUGUUGUGUGGCAUUCCUCCGGAUUGAAUAAAAAGAAAGAACACGGCAGAUAUCAUUUUAAUCCACUUCGGAUUGGUUCUUGCGCGUAACUAAGGAGCCCUUGCAAGACAACGAUUAGAGACAUUGAGCAAGGGGCAAUUUGCGUAGAGAAGUCGAUUUUUCUUCCUCAGGGGAAACUAUCUAAAAUUAAGGAUUGAAAAACGGAUCCUUCCGCGAAAGUGAAUGGAAAGGGACGAGAUCAACGCCUGGACUUGAGUGAGCUCUACCACAUGAGAGGCGAUGCUUCAGCACGUGGGUCUGGUUUCCCCAAAAGCUUGCAGUGGAUUUAAGCGCCGCUCAUCUUGAACCGGUCGAGAAGUUAUCGAGGAUGAGAGUGCUGCAAACCAUCUUCUUUCUUUGUCUCCUGCACCAGGCUGCGUGCGAGAAAGCGAGCGGGGCGGCGACCGAGCUCAUCGAAUGGGACGAGAGCGACCACGGACAGAAGUUCUCUCCCAGCGGGGCCAGCCCCCGGGUCCUGAACCCCCUGCGGCUCUUCGCCAAGGGGCUCCCGGGGCUCCGCAGCAACACCCGGGAGGUGACGUACCUGGAAAACGUGGAGGACUUCUGGGACUGGUUAUCUAACCAGACAGAUGGGGCAGGGGCACAGGCCAGAACUAAGCGCAGACCCAUGGUGAAAACGGGCAAGUUCAAGAAGAUGUUUGGCUGGGGCGACUUCCACUCCAACAUCAAGACGGUGCAGCUCAACCUGCUCAUCACCGGCAAGAUCGUGGACCACGGCAACGGCACCUUCAGCGUGUACUUCCGCCACAACUCCACGGGCCUGGGCAACGUCUCCGUCAGCCUGGUGCCGCCCUCCAAGGUGGUGGAGUUCGAGGUGGCCCGGCAGUCCACCACCGAGGGCAAAGACGCCAAGUCCUUCAACUGCCGCAUCGAGUACGAGAAGACGGACCGAAACAAGAAGACGGCGCUGUGCGCUUUCGACUCGUCCAAGGUGUGCUACCAGGAGCACACGCAGAGCCACGUGUCCUGGCUCUGCUCCAAGCCCUUCAAGGUCAUCUGCAUCUACAUCGCCUUCUACAGCGUCGACUACAAACUGGUGCAGAAGGUGUGCCCCGACUACAACUACCACAGUGACAUGCCCUACUCCUCCACCGGGUGACCCGCCCUAAAAAGAGAAGAUUUAAAUGUCGAAUUCGAAUAGCUGUUCAUCCUCCCCUCCUCCCUGUGGUUGAUCUGGGAUUCUGUGUGAGCCACUCAACCACGCUAUGACCCACUUAUUCUGAAACCGCUUUUCAUCACUAGCACACGUAUGCGUUUUCUGUAUAUUAAAAAAAGGCUACUGGUAAUGAGUAUACCGUCCAGAUGUUUACGACUGGGGAAGGCCGUAGGCAAGCACGGCCCCGAUUCAGAGAACAGAGCCCGACUCCCGGACAUUAGCGCCGCUUUUACUUUGGAGGAGUAAAAAAAUAAACAAAUGCAUCUGAUUGUCUUUAACUCAUCAGAGCACAUUUUCUCCCUUGUACAGUUUAACUUCAAAUUUCUAUUUCUCACUGGGUUCCAGUGCUAAUAAAAAAAUAAAAUAAAACCAAAAGUAUUCCGAGAACUGGGUAAUUAAAAACUACAUAAGACACAUUAUUGCCUAUUAGAAUACAUCAUCGAACACUGCAUUGUUUUUUUGACUAAUUGGAUUGGCUUGCUACUAAAGUCGUCCAAAGAUUACGCGUACCCUAAAACUAAUCGUACAUUGCAGCGUUGGCAUUUGAGGGAUGCAGUGUUGAGGCACGUGCGUCUCCUUUUGGAAAGCCAACAGCGGAUUAAUGUGUCGGGAGAGGUGUAUGAAAGCGAUAAUUGCAGGACAGGUGGAUUUAGUGAGACUGGCAGAUAAUUAACAGCACUUUGUCAUGGUCCUUCUACCAGCCCUGACAUCCCUUGUCUUUAAUAGGUUUUAAUUAGAGCGCACAUUCUCAUUUACUCAAUGCCAAAAGCGAGCAAAGGCGAAAGCAGGAAAAAAAAUAAUGCAUUCAGAAAGUAGAAUCAGAAUGAUUUAUGGACCUUGCAUAAAUAGGACAGGUAUCGCGUCAGCACCAGCCAAUACUUGUGAACGAAACGUAAAAUAUGUGAACUGAUUAUAUUGGGUUUCGAAUUUUUCCUUGCGUAUCCAUGGGUUGCAAUCAAUCACGUCAAUAAUUGAUGUAAAGAAAUGUACCUUUUUGCCCUAUAAGUUGUAUGUUCUUACAUCUGUAAAUGCUACCGUCAGAUUAUACACAUAAAGCUGUAUGAUGAAAUACCUGAAUCUCUGUUUAUCUAUGUUGGUGUUUUAAUUCCAUCCCCCCCUUUUUGUGAAAAUGCCGUAUGUUACCUUGACGUAUGCAAUCUUGAUCCCUCUAAAUCCUAAGCGUGUUGAAAAAUGGCAUUAGAGUUAAAAGAUGUUAUAUUUAUAUGUUAUAUUUGUCCCAGAGAAAAUAAUAUCGAUCUGUAAAACUGUUUACUUUAAUUCUGGUGUUUGUUAAGCGAUAGUUUAAGUCGUCCAUUGAUAUUAUUAGUGAGUGCUUUAUUGAGUUUUUAUGUAAACCUUGGGACUACACAGUUUCUUUGCGGAUUUAUCCACUUGUGAUUUGUUGAAGUUAUUUUCCUUCUGUAAAAUACGCGUAACCCACUGCUGUGUGUAUAGUGUAAGUAAAAAUGGUCACUUUGGAAUAUUUAAUAGGGCAUUUCUUUUGGUAAAAAAUCGAAGUUAUUUGUAAAAGAUCAGUUUAGGUUUUUAAAAGGCAUUAAAAACCUUAUUUAAACUUUCAACGGCACCAUGUCAUAUAUCUGGUACAC
Gadus chalcogrammus (walleye pollock) is the source of this 4871-nucleotide messenger RNA. It is a transcript of the gene nxph2a, whose product is annotated as neurexophilin 2a. Gene Ontology annotation, molecular function: signaling receptor binding. The transcript is spliced from 3 exons. The record is from RefSeq and is a predicted model, not a curated record. NCBI's taxonomy places the organism in Eukaryota, Metazoa, Chordata, Actinopteri, Gadiformes, Gadidae. Bases 2416 to 3207 code for a protein of 263 amino acids.